Mya arenaria is the source of this 916-nucleotide messenger RNA. RefSeq lists its product as uncharacterized. The record is from RefSeq and is a predicted model, not a curated record. Bases 109 to 627 code for a protein of 172 amino acids. Lineage: Eukaryota; Metazoa; Mollusca; Bivalvia; Myida; Myidae. The transcript is spliced from 6 exons.
GUCCUUGGAGAAGUCGAUUUUAUCCACCUUCCACCAGAGAAAUGCUUCGUACCGUUCGAUGAUUUCGUAGACAAGGUUGUUGGAAACUACUACACGUCUGUCUAUGUGAUGAGGGCUGGUGCUGUUGGACGCGGUGUUAAAGAGCCCAGGGAUUUGGGACAAAGGUCAUCUUACAUUUGGAAAAUGAUGCCAGACGGGAGAGUACAACGUUCAACCGGACACUGGGUUAUCAGCAGUCAAUCCUGCCAUACGAUUAGGGAUUUCUGGCCACGGGGAUCCUGCGAUAAGGCAAACUUCCAUCGAAUAGGCAGCCCUAAACCUGGCCAAAAAGUGCCUAUGCGACAGUCAGAAGUUUUGAUAAGCUGCGAUCCUGAAAAUUACCUGAUUAGAGUAGCCUGUGAACCAGCAGAUCUUGCUCCGGGGAGCCCAUGUCUCCAGGGUGCCGCACAAAUCCUUAUUCGUGAUCGUCGCGAAGACAGCGAUGGCGAUGGAUUCUUUGACGAGAAUCCAGACUACAGUGGCACCGACUGGUGCAAGAUUGACAGGCUUAUUGAGGCCUGUAUGCAUACAAAGUUAGUGGACUGGCAGUGGCAUCCAUACCGGAGGGAAGAGUGUGAACGACCCUGAUAAGAAAGAAUACCACACCAACAUACGUUCUGUCCUGAUAAAUUUAUUGAUAAAGAUGGAUAUGAUCAAUAACUUUUCGAUUUUCUUCAGUAAGUAUGUAAAAUGCAAACAACACAUUUACUCGUACUCUUUCAUCCAUACGUGUCAUUCGUAAUAACAAUAUUUGCAAGUUUAUGAUUAGUGUCAAUGAUGUUUUAUGGGUUAUACGUAUUAUUGUAUUGCAACAAAAUGUGUUAAGGACAUGCGCACUCUUAACUUGGCUUGAUAUGGAAUACAUUGAAAAAUAUCU